Molecule: messenger RNA, 1392 nt
Organism: Didymodactylos carnosus
Lineage: Eukaryota; Metazoa; Rotifera; Eurotatoria; Philodinida; Philodinidae
Source: the annotation of a GenBank genome assembly
AUUAAUUAUUAUUAAUGGCAUUUUCAUUAAUUAACUCAUAUCUUCGUCAAAAAGGCGCAUGGGCCCAAACCAACUGGGGUUUUUCACUACUGACUAUUCCCUACAUGAUGAAAAUAGUCUGAGUCGAAAAGCUUAUAAUCACCUCGAGAAGUUCCCUCGUCAGACUUUUCAGACGGUCAAAGAAGCAUAAAGUUUAUAACUUUAAAGGUAGUCCUUGUCUUACAAAAAAAUUUUAUUUACACAGAAUUUUUAUAUGUCGAAAAGAAAAAAAUAAUUGCAUUCAAAAAUAUCGGAAGGUAUUGGCGAUAAACUUUUUUUGAAAUAGAUCGUAAUACAGAUAAAGUACGAGAUUUUCCAGAAAACUUAUUAAAGAAUAUAUCACAGAAUUCUGAGUAAACUACAUCGGUUUGCUUUUUCGAUGUUCCAUUUCUGAGAAGAAUUUUUAACUGAACUGCACUUUCGUCCCGUAUGUAGUAUCAGGGUGAAAAGAGAGGUGAAAAGUUCCUUUUUUCAGAAAGAACCGUUUGAAGGUUUUACGCACUGUCUGAGAUAAGUUUACGGUUUUGUUAUUCCAUAAUUUAAUUUAAUACCUUUUAUAUGUCCCAUAGAUUAUUCUCGACAUCUUGUUGUUUAUAUUUUAUUUUAAAACUAAUAUCUGUGCAUUUUUUCUCUCAUCUUUAGGCUUAUUCAUUAUACGACCGUGAAGUUGGAUAUUGUCAAGGAAGUGCAUUCAUUGCAGGAUUAUUAUUGAUGCAUAUGCCUGAAGAAGAUGCAUUUUUUGUAUUAGUAUCACUAAUGCAAGACUAUAAAAUGCGUGAAAUGUAUAAACCAAAUAUGUUUUAUCUUGGACUGUGUAUGUAUCAGUUAGAGUGCAUGGUAGAAGAACUAUUACCUGAACUACAUCGUCAUUUUCAAGCUGAGGGCUUUCAUACAUCAAUGUAUUCGUCGACAUGGUUUUUAACAUUGUUUACAACGCAGCUACCAUUAGCAUUAGUUUGUAGAAUAAUGGACGUGUUUUUAAGUGAAGGUAUGGAAAUUAUAUUUCGUGUGGGAAUUGCUCUGUUGGAGAUACAUCAAGAUGACUUAAUGAUGCUCGCAAUGGAAGACAUGUUAAAAGAUCGUCUACAAGAUACAUUUAAAACUGUCCAAGGUUCAAUGAAUGCCGUUACAUCGUAUUUUCAAAAGGACUUACCAUCGAAACAUGAAACCGAUCAUGAUUUCCUGUUUUCUAAAGCAUUUGCCGUUAAAUAUAAUGCCAAAAAGAUGAAAAAAUUAGAAAAAGAUUAUUCAACGAUUAGAAAAGAAGAACAAGAAGAACAAAUUGAAAUUAGACGUUUAAGAAAUGAAAAUAAAUUAUUAAAACAACGAAUUGAAAAUUUAGAAAAGGUAUGA